GUCUACGGCCCUUUUCCUUUCCUUCUCGUUGCUCGCCCAAAUUUACGCAUCUGUCUGUUUUGUUUUCCUUGUUAUUAUUGAUAUUGCGCUGCGAUUUCUUUUCGUGUUUCGUUCACCACGCAGUGGUGUUGAUCACGUCCUGCAUCGAUACCAACACACCAGAUAGACCUACCUACGCACAUACUUACAUAUCGAGCGAGAGAGCGAGAGAGAGUGAUGUCUGUCAGCCCAAGACGGCCGCUUUGACCUCGCUCUCUGUAUACUCUUCACUUGCUGGUGCUCUUCACGUUGAGCGUCGUUUUAAAGAAUAGAGUCCAUAUCAUCCGUUUCUUUUGAGUUGUUGCGGUUGUUGUUGUUGCCUACCCUCCUAUUCGAACGAGAGAUCUACACCAAGCUAUGCACAUACACACGGACCAAAUGUCAAAGGCUGCUGCAGCUCUCGUGUUGGACGCAAGUGUGGCCGACGAUGCGGCGUUUGGCAAAGCAUGCGAGAUAUGCGAAAAGAUUAUCGUGGACAAGAUCGUGUACUCGUCGUCGGAUGAGGUGGCAGUGGUGCUCGCGGGAACACAAGAAUCGCGUAGCACGCUAUACGAAAAGUUUUCCCAUGCACGCUAUCAGCACAUCACGGUCGACAGAGAGCUGGCCCGGGCGUCAAGACGGACGCUGGAGUCGAUCGCCGCUGUUCGUCAGGCCCGACAACGAACCGCGCCGGCGUUGCAAACUCUAUCAUACUCUGCCUUUGACUUCGUUGAGGCUCUCACGGUUGCUGCUGACGUGCUACAGGCAAAGGUGAGUGGAAAGAAGUACACCCGGGCCAUCUACUUCGUCACGGACGCUCGUCACGAGGUUGUCCACAAGGAUGACCUCCAACUGUUAUUCGAUUCCUUGGCAAACGAUCAGGUUGCUCUCGUGGUGGUUGGCAUCGACUUCGACUCCUCUGCUGACGCAGAGAGCAAGAGGGAAGUCCAUGAAAGGUUUAAAAACGUGAAGGAAGAGGAGGAAGAAGCAGAUGCGUCGUGGGGUACGCUGAGCGUGAAGGCGCAGAAUGAAAAGGUCCUGACUGGCCUGUGCGCAGCUCUGGGGACACCCAGCAGCGUGAUCAGCCCAGUCGAAGCCGUGAACAUGCUGUCGCGGCUCCGCUGUCGGCGGGUUCGGCAGCAGCCGCUUCUUCGGAUAAUCCUCUCGAUUGGCGACAUUCAGCUCGCCACGCAGAUUUUCACCUUGACGCAGCAGGAGCGGCUCCCCACGCUGUCGCGCAGCACGCCCGACGGUGCCGACGUCACCCAGACCGUCGCCUACGAAACGGUCUCGUACGUCGACGGAGAGGAGGAACGGCGCGCGGUGUGCAGCGAGGACCUCAUCGAAAGCUUCUUCUUCGGCAUUGACCGUAUUCCUUGCAGCGCGGCGGAUCGCGCGAAGAUGAAAGUAAAGGGCGAGCGUGCGCUGCAGGCGAUCGCGUUUGUGGCGGCGUCGGAGGUGGCGCCGUACCUCCUGAUGGGCGGCACGCGCACCCUCCUCCCCCUCGCUGGAGACCACCAAGGCCAGCGGGGCUACAACGCCCUCGUGGAAGCGAUGGAGGCGAUGGGCAAAGCCAUGGUCGUGCGCCUCGUGCGCGUGUCGGAUGCGGCACCGGUUUUGUGUGCGUGUUUUGCGCAGCGGUGCGACGACGGUGGGGACCUCCCGCGUUGCCUGGUGAUGGCGCCGUUGCCGUUUGCGGAGGACAUUCGGGGGUUUCAGUUUUCAGAGUACCCCGAAUUUCGCUUCACCGCCGCGGAAGAGCAGCAAAUGGAUGACCUGAUUGACGGGUUGACGGUCGACGACACGGUGCUGACCCCGCAAGACACGUUUAAUCCCGUACUGCAACAGUUUUAUGCCAUCCUGGAGGCAAAGCUGAUGUCGAGAGCCACAUCAACGUCUACAGCAGCUACGUCGCCAGUAGAGGUUCCUCGGUUGCCGGCACAGCUGCAGGGAAACUCAACCAACUUCUUCGUGGAAGACAGCGUCGUGUGUGCACGCAUGCGGAAGCACCGCCAUGACCUCGAAGUCUGUGCAGCCCAUUUCCCCUACGAAGAGGACGCCGAUGACGACGCUGAUGAAAACAGUUUUCAUGUGAAGAGAAACACCUUGGUAGCUUCCACUGAAAUGGGCAAGGGAGAUGGAACAGAAGAGGGUCAGGGGGGAAGAGGACUACGCAGUAACGUUCCGUUGUGGCAUAACCGCCGAGAAGGUUUCGCAGCGGAAGGUGGGCCUCAAACCCAACUGGAGCAGCGACGGAUCUUUAGCAAUGCGGAGGCGGUCACUUCUGCCUCCUCCCGUUCAGCGUCGACGGCGGCCGCCCCCAUGUUGCUUCGGGGACGUGAGAGAAACGAUCUCUCUGCAUCGAGCACAUCCUCGUCCCUUGCGCCGUCUGAUCGUGCUACCACCACCUCUACUGUCCCACACAGGGUGCACGAAGAUGUGGCCAGCGCGGCCGUGCCCGGCUCUGUCUCUUCUGCUGAUCCAGUCACGCGCUUCCAUUUCGUUGUAACGCAGCCCAACGUGCAGGCGGCGCAGAUCCGUCACGCGAAGGAUGCGCUGUGCGACGCGGUCAUGGAGCUCGUGCGCGCGAGCGGCGGCAGCGUCGGCACGAAGAGUUCUCUCGACCACAAAUGUGUAGCAUGCAUGGCGGCGUUGCGGGCGUGGUGCUUGGCGGAAAAGGAUGCGGCAUAUUACAACAACUUCUGCGGCAAGCUGACGACAGCAGCGAAGCAGUGUGGCAACCACGAUGACUUCUGGAAGCUGUGCGACAAUGUGCCGCCUAUUACAAGGAAAGAAUGCGAGAACAGCUUGCUGACCGACGACGCGGAUGCAGAGGCUUUCUUACAAAUGGCCAGCUUUUGCGCCAGCCGUUAG
Leptomonas pyrrhocoris is the source of this 2892-nucleotide messenger RNA. RefSeq names its product putative Ku80 protein. Gene Ontology annotation, biological process: DNA recombination; cellular response to X-ray; cellular response to gamma radiation. Gene Ontology annotation, cellular component: Ku70:Ku80 complex; nucleus. Gene Ontology annotation, molecular function: double-stranded DNA binding; damaged DNA binding; telomeric repeat DNA binding. The record is from RefSeq and is a predicted model, not a curated record. Bases 418 to 2892 code for a protein of 824 amino acids. The transcript has a single exon. Lineage: Eukaryota; Euglenozoa; Kinetoplastea; Trypanosomatida; Trypanosomatidae.